Xenopus laevis (African clawed frog) is the source of this 9876-nucleotide messenger RNA. It is a transcript of the gene hic2.L, whose product is annotated as hypermethylated in cancer 2 L homeolog. NCBI's taxonomy places the organism in Eukaryota, Metazoa, Chordata, Amphibia, Anura, Pipidae. The coding region runs from base 731 to 2347 and encodes 538 amino acids. Gene Ontology annotation, biological process: regulation of signal transduction; negative regulation of transcription by RNA polymerase II; intrinsic apoptotic signaling pathway in response to DNA damage. The transcript has 2 exons. Gene Ontology annotation, cellular component: nucleus. The record is from RefSeq and is a predicted model, not a curated record. Gene Ontology annotation, molecular function: DNA-binding transcription factor activity, RNA polymerase II-specific; RNA polymerase II cis-regulatory region sequence-specific DNA binding.
UAAUAGGGGGGGUGGGAAAGCCUUUUACUUCCCUAUACAUAAAUCAUGUAAGAAGAAAUUUGCUUGUGGCCCAAUAGCAUGGCCUGACACUGGGAGUAUUGCAGUUCAAACAGGUUUGUAAAUGAAAUGGUGAAAGGCAAUAAUAAUGGAGCACUACCCAACCCUAUCCCCGCCUCUGGCAUUGUUUUGUUUGGGAAAUGGUUGGGGGGGUGGCUGGAAAAGUAGGAAGGGCUUUCUCUGCCACCCCCGAUGUGUAGACCACAAAUAUAUCCACGGCAUCAGACAGAGCUUAUGGAAGCCAGCUAAUUAUGUUCAAUAAGUGCAAAUAACACUUGGUCUCCCACAGUAGAAGUUGUAUUCUUCUCUAUUAAAGUAAAAGGGAAGACAACACCACCCGGCAGUAAUUGUAAUGAUUGGCUGGAGCCCUAUCAGCAGAAAAUUUCCCCGGACCAGGGUUCUUCCAGAGAGCACACUAAGCAAUCCUCUUCCUGCUUCUUAUUUCUUCAUGUGGGUGUGCAUGUGCCGUGGAAUUAAAAGAUGAACUUUAACAAAAAAAUGCCCUUUUGACUCUACUGUGCAAGUGUCGGCCCCAGGGUUUUAAAGAGAGAAGUGGAAGAAGAGAAUCGCUCUGUGGUGCUCGCUGAGAAGGACCCCUGGCUUGGUCAGUUUUCUGCUAACAGGUCCCCCAACCCAUGGUAUCUGGUGGGGUACAUCAAAGGAAACGGUGGAAAUGGAUCUGCCAAACCAUGCCAAACAAUUGCUGCUUCAGCUGAACCAGCAACGAGCCAAAGGUUUUCUCUGCGACGUCAUCAUCGUAGUGGAAAAUGCCCUGUUCCGAGCCCAUAAAAAUAUACUGGCUGCCAGCAGCAUGUAUUUCAAAUCCCUUGUUCUUCAUGAUAACCUGAUUAACCUGGAUACAGACAUGGUUAAUCCAGCAGUUUUCCGGCAGAUCUUGGACUUUAUUUACACCGGUAAACUAUUAACGUCCGACCAGCCAGGAGAGCAGAACUUCAGUACUCUUCUCACUGCAGCAAGCUACCUCCAAUUGCAUGACUUGGCAGCUCUUUGCCGGAAGAAACUGAAGCGCACUGGGAAGCCAUUUAUUGGAAAACUUGGGGUUCCUAGUAUAGGUCGGGUUGGGAGAAGUCAUAGACUCUCUGCCCCACUUGGCCACAUGCGCUUUUCAGGAUCUCCAGAUGGCACCAAACUCUCCCAAUCAAAAGAGCUUUCUAAAGUCACAGGACCAGAAGAUGAAGUCUUUGCUACCUCCAAACAGGAAAACUGCCAUCCAAGUAGCAACAGCAGCCUCAAUAAUAGCACCAAUGGUAGUGACCAGGAACUUGGCCUUGAUCUUUCUAAAAAAAGCCCAUCCCUUCCUGCGCAAGAUGAUACUUUGCAAGCAGACAGCCGUGCAGGUUCUCCUCAGUCUGUCUCCGCAUCUGUAGCCAACAGUGCCUCUUAUGAAGAUUUGGACCUCCAAAAAAAUAACUGUGAGCCAAUGGAGUUGGAGGGAGUGGAUGAGAACAACUCUGACAUAGGGCCAAAGAAACUCCACCGCCAUGCUUCACGUAAAAAGGAAUGGGUGAAAAUUGAAGGGGACAAGUCUGCAGAAGAUGGGGGAGAGACGAUGCCAAAUGGUGUUAUUGUUGGGCCAUUGUCAAAGGAAAAGAGACUGAGUGGAAUUUAUAGUUCAGAACAGAAUUUCCAGUGCAAAGAUGAGAUUGAAAAUGGCAAAGAUAACAGUGAGGAGAGUGGACACAGUGAGAGUGAGUGCAGUCAGAAUGCCAACUAUGUUUAUCGGCAGGAAGGGUUCGAGACUGUGCCAUUUGGUGACAACCUAUAUGUCUGCAUCCCUUGUGGAAAAGGUUUUCCUAACUCAGAGCAGCUAAAUGCACAUGUUGAAACACACACCGAAGAGGAGCUAUAUAUCAAAGAGGAGGAUUCCUAUAGUAAAGAGGAAGCAGAGGACCUGUCCACUCCUAACACCACCUUUUCAAAUGAGCCACGCCCCUUUAAGUGCUCCGUAUGUGAGAGAAGCUAUAAGGAUCCAGCAACUUUGCGACAGCAUGAAAAAACUCAUUGGCUGACCCGUCCCUUUCCCUGUAACAUAUGUGGCAAGAUGUUCACUCAGAGGGGCACUAUGACCCGCCACAUGAGGAGCCACCUUGGCCUGAAGCCCUUUGCUUGUGAAGAGUGCGGAAUGCGCUUUACCAGGCAGUAUCGACUGACAGAGCACAUGCGUGUCCACUCAGGGGAAAAGCCCUACGAAUGUCAGCUCUGCGGAGGAAAAUUCACCCAGCAGCGCAAUCUGAUCAGUCAUCUGCGUAUGCACACUUCCCCAUCAUAAACCAAAGACUCACGUGACAUCCUAAGAAUGUGCUUCUCUCAUGCGUGCACACACAAACCAAUUUACCUUCCUUAUGACUUGCUGCUUUAAGGGUACUCUGUUUUCCAGUUAGGUCGUAUGAGAAGUGGAGUGGUUUCACAUCUCCCCAAAGCUUUAACUUGUAACAAACGACCAUGGCAUUUCAUCUUAUGGUACUGAAGAAGCCAAUGAUAUGUGCUGCACCAUGGCUUCCAUCCAUGAAGAGCAAAUGAUUUUUGGCACGAAAUCUCAAUCACCCUCCAGUUUAGCCCAUUAAUUAGCUUGGCACCUACAAACGACAAAAAAAAAAAAAAUCAUCUACCUAAGAAAUUACUACACCGUGCCAGUGUGAGGCAUAACAAAUUAGUUUGCUCUUAUUUGAAACUGGGAGCACUCAUACAGUACAUUUUGUAGUCGGGCUUUUAGUGGAGAUUGGAGGGAUGAUUGGGCAGGCUGAAUGCAUUAGGCCUGUUGCACGUAUUCCAGUAACCUGCAUUUUAUCUCUUCCUUGCCCUGUCGUUGCCUACAUUAGUCCGGCCUUAAGAGGUGCUGGCCUCCUACUUUAAUCCGUGAAUGAAAACCAAGAAACCUCACAAAAUCCCUUUCCUGGUUACCACAGAGAGAGAGAAUCUGGAUUGAUGCAUGCCAGUUUCUGUCUGAUGAGGAAAAGACAAGUGUCUGGCGGCAUUUCUGCAGGGCUCUCUUGGUAUCUACUGGCUGUGAAUCUUUUGCAUGCUCUUUUUGGUACGCCUCCUUCGUACAACUGUUCACCACGUUAACUGAAAAUUUACAGCCACAGGGGAGUUUGGUUUAUCCUUCUCUCAUGUUUUACUUUCCACUCACUAAUAGGUACUUGUUUCUGUGUGUUCUGGGUGAGAGGAGGUAAAUAUUAUUGAAUCUGUGAAUUUUUUUUUUAUUUUUCAACUGGAAGAUUUUUUUUUUUCCCCCAAAUUUUGAUUAGGGUCCAGUUUUUUCUUUUUCAUUUCUCUCCAGGCUUUUCAAAAGCAGUGGUGCUUAGGAAUCUCAACAAAUGAUUAUAUUCUCUCUUGUAGAGGCUAUUAAUAUAUGUGUUCCUUUAACUUGUGAAGUCUUGCGAUUUGGGGUGUAACGGCAAAAAAGCAGGUUUACAUUUAUUACUCUUUUUUUUUUUUUUUUUUUGCCCUGUUAUUUUGCUGCCACCCAAAAUCUAAGUGCUUAAUUACUUCUCAAUGGCCCUAGAAGGUACUCUAGGCGUGUGUUCGUGCUCAUGUCAGCCCGACUCAGAGAGAACUGUACAGUAGACUGGUUAUUUUUGCUACCUCUUGAAUCCUUGGUAAAUUUAACUUUUUCAAGACUCUUUCAAGCAGAUCUUGAUGUAAGUUUUUUUUUCUUUCUUCUUUUUGUGAGUACUUGUAUAAAUCUAGGACAUUUUAAAUUCAAUUUCAAGGAUAAAAAAAAAAAAAAUCAGGAAAACACUCUCCCCUACCUUUUGGCCAUCACAGCUGCUUUUACCCCCCUUUAAACUGCUGCAUGCUGUAUGUCCCUACAUGAGCACAUUUUUACCAAAUGUUUUAGGUGAUCAUAAUGGAGUUAAGUAAGGUAAUCCAAAGAGCAAAUGGUAGAACUUGUACUUUACCUGCCAUCCGAAGCUGGAUCCAAGGUUUUAUCUAAUUAGAUUUUUUGAAUAUGAUCUGGAUGAUUUAGCAGGGUUGUAGCAGCAGUACCACACCAUUACUACUUUAUGCCAGAGUAGAAACAACUAAAGGGUAAAUGUAUAUGCUAUUAGGCUCAUGGCAAAUACACACCAGAAUCAUAGCCACCAUAUGUAAUAUAAUUUUGAUGCAACAAAGCGUUGUGUUAAGUGAAAAGCAGGUUGGGAGAAAUUAAAGACGGCAUUAUCCUAUAAAUUUAACUAAAGAGUAAAAAUGUGCAACAAAUUUAAUUAGUGGCGGUAUGCUGUUUAUGUUAAGAAUUUGCAUUACUGGCAGUGGAAACUAUGUUUACAUUUAAGGGGAUGGGCUUUUUCAAGGGCAGUGGCAUGCUUAAUGUAAUCACCACAAAAUGUGGGGUCACUUCCUAUUGGUGGUACAAACUGGGAAGUUCCAAGAGCAGCUAUGUAUGAUCAUAAGCUGAAAAUCCAUUGCUGCCUCUUUUGGGGCAGUAAUUGCAGCACUUGCCAUUGCUAUAAACCUGAUUUGGCUUGCAGUGGUUUGCAAUGAUUUGUGUGCCAUAGCCUUUAAACCCUUUUAGUAAGAACUAAAUCUCAACCAGGAUAAACUGUUACCUAUAACAGAGAGGGAGUGGAUUAUCUAAAAGUGUAGAAGGCGUUGCAUUAGUUUACAGCAAACAACUAGGAAAUGUCAGAUAUUGAUUUUUUUUUUUUCUUUAAAUCUGAAUUUAACCAAAGUACCCCAUGGCCUGUGCAAAGGCACCAGAAUCAGGAACAGUUAUCCAUAUCAUCCUAACCCUAUCAUGUAUCUCACACCUCAUUCUUCCCACUCCAUUAUCUGUGCAGGCCACAUGUGGGUCGGUGGUUUACACAAUUUAAAAUUCAUCCAGUAGAAAAACAAAAGUUUACAUUUAAUUUUCUAAAAAUAUAAAUGCUUUUUUUUUCUUGACCAAAAAUUAAAUAACAAAGUAGUAGAAUAGGUGGAUUUAGUAGCCUUUUUUUUUUUUUUUUUUUUGCUGCCACUUACAAAAUUGAAGGCAAAUCCCACACAAGGGUUGUUUAUUCUUAAAAAUACUCCAACUCUUGAGUCACCUGCAGUACAUUUGUGGCAAACCAUGUCCACGGUUUAUAUGUUUCUUUCAGCACUUUAAAUUCUUGCAGGACAUUUCUGUACUUUUAAAUGCAGGGGCUAGAAAAAUGCUGUAAUAGUAUUACACACAAAAAUCAGGUUCAAGGCAAUUGCUUAAAACAAAAUUGUAGUGUUGGGUUGCAUUUCUUUUAAAUCUCAGCCCCUUUUAUCUACACCUUUUUGUCACCAGAUAAUGAGCUGAGCAUGCUUAAUGAGUAAUCAUUUGAAAACCAUAUCUGCAAUCCAUGAACAGUUCCAAAUGGGGCAAAAUUGUCACAUUUGCCUGGUUUGCAUCUUUAACCAUUCAGCUCCCAAAGCCUUUUCCACCAGACUUUGUUAAAUCCAUAAUUUGUAAGGAAAUCUGUUUCUAUUCCAACCUCAGAACAGAAAGUAUAAACCUGUUUUUCUCAUCUGCCCAGUGUUUUGUGUAUAGGGUGUGCUUGCAGAGUCCAUAAUAUUACUUGCAUUUUUAUAGCUGUUAUAAUCAAGGCUAUUGGUACAUGGGGCAUUUUUGGGUUUUUUUUGACUGCCCAUUGAAAAAGUUUAAGGGAAUUUUUAUAGUUGUUAACGUAAUUGUGAGAUCAUUGGUUUUUUCCAUUGUUUCCAGAUUAUUUUUUUUUUCGUGUCAAAAUGUAGCCUGGCCAUCUUUCUCAGGUAACUUGCUAAUCUUAUUUAACUUGAAACCAUUACAGAUGACAAAUAUUAGAUUUUCUUUGGGGAGCAAAACUGGUAAAAUAUAAGCCAGGUUUUUCUUUUCCUUUUCCAUAGUCCUUCCCAAAUGAACCAAAAAGUAAUUUCUUGAUUUACAUGCAGUGAGCUUUGGUUAAUUUACAGCUGCAACAUAGCCAAUGGCACCCUUCCAACAAAGGAGAACUGCACAUUUGCAUGUAUACAUUAUAAACAUUGACCCCCCUGUAUACUAUGCUUUUGCAACUUUUUUUUUUAAUAUAUUUUUUUUUCUCAGCACUUAAUAUCGACACAAAGUCUGUGUAUAGUUGAGUAUUGUACAAUUUUCUUUCUUUCUUUCAUUUUUUUUUUAUUUUAUUAUAAAGCUCGCUGUGUAGGAUUGUGUUAUAUAGCGUGAUUUGAAAGGAAAAUACAUUUCCAAACUGUGACAACGUGAAUAAUAUUUCUCAAACUUCAGGGACUGGCUACCUCUGGGCACCAAACCUUCAGCCACAUUUCUAUGACAUAGUAUUGUAUCAAACAUUUUUUCUGUAUUUUAUGAGAAAAGCAAAACACUAGUUUCAUAAUAAAAACAAAAAAAAAAGAGUCUUGGGACCUGGGUGUAGGGUUCAAGGGAUGUGGGAUGGUAUUCUAUGUACGUGGAUCCUGCUGUAAAAGGAGAAACGCACCAAUUUCUAAAUGUAAAAGGGCAGGCAAUUAACCGCUUGUUUAGUUCCUGAAUUUUUUUUUUUUUUUUUCUUCGGAAUAACAGGAAAAAAUAAACCUUUUUAAGAAAUGUAAAAACAAUGUAUUAUAAACCUGAAGAAGGAAAAAAAACAGAAAAAGUGAAAAAAUAAAAAAAAGCUUAUACCCAAAUCCAUAAACUAUUUUUUAAACCAAAGCACAUUUUGAAGAAACCAAGUGGGAUCAGAAAAUAACUAAUGGACUAUUUAUAUUUAUCACAUUGUUUACAUAAACCUUUGCAGUUUCAGACCUCAGCAUCAGGCCAGUCAAAAUUAACGUGCCAUUUUCCAGGGUCAAUGAUAUUCUACUUCUUUCUUGUGUUUAUAGUUAUAUUUUAUUUUCAUGGCUUGGUUCAGUGAAUGAUGGCUAAAUGUGAUGAUGUAUCAAAAAUUGGAAUAUUUUUUGUCUAGGGCACUGAUAAUUUGUAUUGUUUUUUUUUUGGGGGGGUGUGGGCAAGAAAAUCAAUGACGAAAUGAAAAUAUUUUUUUAUUCAGUGCUGUGGCUUUAGUUCGAAUGGGGGAAACGUCAUACCCAAGUUAUUUGCAGUUCAUUAAAAGGCUUUACCAAAGCAAUGUUGUACUAAAUGUGCAAGCAAAGUUGUAUAAAUAAUUGAAUUAUGGCUGUGUGAGGGGCAACUACAUUCUGUCCAAACAUUAUAAAUGUAACAUUUUGUGUGUUGUCUGUCUGUUUGCAUUUUUGUUGUCUUGGUAAGUAAGGACAUUCACUUUUGAGUGUACAGCAAUGUUUUAUUGGAGAUGCAGUGUUGGUAGCAAGGGGGGUAAGAAGGAUCCUGUAAUAAUGUGACUGCUCCUUUCAAUAGCGAAGAUAGUUGGCUAUCAGACCUGUCCUAGAGGGAUGGCUAGUACUCAAGGACCCUACAGGCUUGCACACAUUUGUUUCCAAAGUCAUUUUGCCCAGAGAAACUGGUUGGAUCCUUUGACUUCCAUUGAAGUUAGAGAGGUAUCGAUCUGCACAACUGCAUUCAUUCCCAAAAUAUGCUGCAACAUUGGCACCAUUGUGCUAGUGAACAUGCAUGCAUUCUUAUGCCCUGAUAACACUUGUGUUAUAAAGUUGUGCAUGAGGCCUAAAACACAUUGCGUCUCAUUUACUAACGUGGGUAAUAAAACGCACCGACUUAAGUCGCCCACAGCAACCUAUGAGCUCUUUGAACUACAUAUCUUAACUUGUAGCAAACCGAACACUGGUUUUAACACCUAUUGUUAGUAAAUGAGCCCAGUUGUGAGCCAUGUGAUUGUAUGCAACCCAGAACCAGAGUUUUCCAUCAAGUGAAUGUGCCUUUACUUAAAGGGGUUGUAAAGGUGCCUGUAUCCUUUUUCAUGAAACAUGUGUUGUAGCCAUUUAAAUGAGGCUUCUGCUAUUAUGGAUACCCCAUUUGCAGUUGUACUUCAGUCCCCUCUUUUCAGUGAAGCUAGAUUUGAUGCAUUCGCUGAGGAAGGGAUAAAAUAUUCAGAAUUUGAUGAAAUGUUGUCGGUCUGUCAUUCUGUGUUAGUGGUGUUUUUGUCUGACCCCUGGAAAAUAUGCCAUUAAUUUUGCCUGGUCUUCAAAAAACUAAACAAAAGAUGGUGCAGAUUUUUGCAGUGUUCUUAGUGUUUCACUUUGUAUGUGCAUUUCCGAAUGUAUUUAUUUCAUGACACCUGUGUGCUGGUGAUUUGGUUAUUACGGUGGGUUUAAAUGACUGUCAAAAGCUGAACUCCUUUUCUGCAUGAAGGUCUCAGCAAUACCUCUUUCUUGCAGUGAAAGGCUUAGACUUAAAGGUGGGGUGCACACAGGGUUAAAAAUUCUUUCCUAUCACCGGGCCUGCAAGUACUCAGCAAGGUUCCUGUGAAUGUGUAAGAGUUUCACACAACAAGAUUUCAGUUUCAAAAGUAAUAAAAAGUGAAGAAGAAAAAAACAAACAAAAAAAAAAAAACCGGAGUAUCCUCAAGACUUUCAAAUAGCCAUAAAUCCACAAACAGGACGUUCUGUAGCUCUUCUGUUUCAUACUGGAGAUCUUCUGCAAUUCUUUUGUUGUUAUAUUUAAUGUUACAUUGUCAUUGACUUCAUUUGAUAUAAAUAUAUAUAUAUAUGUAUGUAUUUUUUUUUUCCCUCCAAGAUGUCACCCUCUUUCCCCCUCCAUAUGACCACCCUGUUCUGCAUAUGCAGGAUGUUUGAUAGUUUCCUCAGCAUUUGGGAAGCGGAAGGUGGGACUGGAGAAAGUGAGCAGUGAGGGAUGCAGUUGUACAAUGGAUGGACAGAGCUAGAACCACUCCUCUUUAUUUUUAUAUACCAUGCCUCACAGAGUGAUCACAGGGUUGUUACGAAGCGCUAGUCCGUCUUCACCUUCAUGUCUGUAGUCUUAAGCAACCACAUGAAAAUAUGUGAUGCCCCCCCUCCCCAUGAUAUACUCAUAGUGGGAGCCAGACUUUAUAUCUGAUUAUCUACAAAUAUACUUAAUAGGGCAUGUAAUAACUUUUUCAGUCUUGUACAUGAGCAACCAGACUUGGUGACUUAAAAGGCCUUCGUCUGCAAAAAAAAAAUGAGGCUUGAUUCUGUAUGCUGUGCACCAAAACUGGUUCUGACCCCCCCCCCCCCAAAAAAAAGAGAAUCUUUAUAGACAAUGGUAGCUGAGUUAGAGGCUUCUUUCUACAAUGCAGGGCACCAGCGCAACGCAUGACUGCUAUGUGUACGUGAUUCUUGGAAAGAAAAGGAGGGUUACACCUGUCUGGCUUCCAGGAAUCUUGCCAAGGAGGCACCCUCUUGUGUAAUAGUUCACACUGUUUACACAUAAUGAAUCACUUGCCAGAGUAGAGUGUGUUUAAUAAAGACAGUUUAAAUAGGGUUAAUUAUCCAUAAAUAAAAUAGUGAAUGGGUUUAACCUGUAGCAGCAAGGUUGCCUCUCAACUUGCAGAGUGCCAGAAUUCAUUGUAUUGUACCACAAUAAUUGGUCUGAAUUAUUUACAUCAGUUUAUGGUCGUGGGGUAUCGGCAUGCUUUUGAGCUGUGCUUCUUCCUCUCUCCAUCCUUGGCUUAAUAUAUCAACUAAGAUUAGGGGGUGGCAUAUCUCAGGAUUACAGCAAACUGGAAAAUUGUCUGUUGGCCUCUUUAUUUCUGUCCCGGUCCUACCCUCCUGCUUUGUGGUGCUGUAGAGAUCUCCUCAUGGACUUUAUAUUCAGGUCAGGCUGCUCUUUUGAGCAGAUUAAGUGUCAUAUUAAAGAAGAUACAGAAGAUUCUGGCGAUCUGAACAUUCGAAAAACUUUCAGUCUUAAUGUACAGUGAUGAAAAACUGUUAUUUUAUGAUCUUUUCAUUAAAAAGCUUGAUUGAAAA